GGUUCUGAGUCGCGCUGCAUCUAGCCACUACCAAUUAUGAGGGUAACCCGCGAAAUCAGAACAAAACAUUCAAAAGGAAAAACAAACAGGCAUUUUGCUGUAGGAAGAAAAGAAAAACCUUUCUCGGAUAGUUUAUGUCACAGAUAACAGCAAGUUUUCCUUUUUAACAUACAGUUUUUUCACGGGACAAGCAAAACCACGCUUCUUGAUGUUGGUCCAAUGAAAUGAGUUCAACAACACCUGAAAAAGAAAAAUACAUUCAACUUGAAAGUUCUCCAGAUGCAUUACAAAAUGAGAAGAAGGUUUGUGUUAAUUUAACACAAGAAUACUCACAGUAUGAUAAUAAUAUGACUCUUACUGGUAAUGAACAAGAAAUUGCUUAUAAAACAGAUUUAGAACCUAAUAAUGUGUAUGAUGGUGGUAAUAAGGAACAUACUCCAAUAAGCUCUAUUCAUGUUAAAGACAUUAAUGGAAUUCGUGAAAUGGAAAGAUUAAGAGAACAGUUGCAGUGUAUGUUAAAUCCUGUCCCAUUAUCUAAAGAGUAUUCUCCCAAUAUUUUAAACAUCUCAAGUACCUCUAGUAUUGACACCAUCGCUUUGCUGAGAAGCGCUUUGCCCGAAAGCUCUCCAGAGUUACAAAUGGAUGAAAAUGGAAUAUUAAUUUCGUCAGCGAACAGUAACAUGUUUAUGAAAGUCUCGCACCAUAUAUCUGUACUUGAUUCUUCGAUUGUAGCAGAAAAUACGAUAUUGAAAGAAAAUAUUGAAAAAGAACGCUUCAGAAGAAAACAUUGUGAAGAACAUAUUCAUGAGCUUCAAGAUAAAUUGUUGGAAUGUCAAGAGCAACUAGCCGUUGCUAUAUCAGCAGAAAAAAAGAAAGAAGUAAUGAUCAAUCAACUGGAUAAGACUCUAGCCGGUGUUGUUGAUGGAUGGAAACGACAAGAAAGUGUAAAAUUAAAUUUAAUUGCCAAAUUGAAUCAAGAAAGAAAUGACCUUCAAACAGCCCAAUGGACACAUGAACAAGUAUUGCAUACUUUCGAACAAGAUCUUUCAAAAGCAGUGCAAGCCUUUGAAAAAGAACAGGAGAAAAUACGCAAUAUGGAACUGGAGCAUAAAGCAUUUAGUGAUCACGCUGAACAAGAGAAGCUGUCAUUGAAAAAACAAAUCGAAGAACUGCAGAAUGCCAAUCUAACAAUGGAAAAAGAGAAAGGACAGAUUUUAAAAGCUAAACAAUCACUUAUGGGAAAAGAAUUUAUUCUUCAAGAAAAAAAUGAUUUAUUGAAAAUUCUCGAAAAGAACACUGCAGAAUUGAAGUUGGAAAAUAAACACCUUGAAGAUAAGAUGGCACAAGAAGAAAGGGAUUAUAAAGAUCGCAUCGUAGAUCUUAAGUCUUGUCUUGAGAAGGUGCAAAAGGAAAUUGAGGAAUUACAAAGUGCUCUGUCUGUGAAGGAACAAGAAAAUCAUCACCUCAUGAUAGAGUUACAUACAGUUCAAAAGGAAAAGAAAACACAAGCAAUGGAGUUGACGUUGCUUAAGUCCAAAUUCGACGCUUUAAAAACUACACAAGAUUCAGAAACUAGGUGGUAUUUAGAAAAAGAGUUCAACAUGCAGAUUUUCGAGAUCCAGAAGCAAAUAGCUUGCACUGAAAAUGAUCUUAGACAGGCUCAGAAGAAGAAGAUUAACGAGUUGUUGGAACAGCAUAGAAAGAACUUAGAAGAACAAAAACAUCGAUUCCAAUCGGAUAUCAAACGAAAAGAUGAGCUGUUGGUGCAGAAGCAAGUAGAAUACGAUAAUAUGUUAAAUCACGCCGAGAAUAGAAUUUCUGAGCUAACAACAGCUGAACGAUUGUGGCACUCUCAAAGAGGAGAACUGAUGAAUCGUAUUAAAUCAAUGGAACAACAAUGGAAGGAAACUAUAUCACUUUUAAACAAUAAAGAUAUACCCGCAUUGCAGCGUAAUUCAGAUCAAUUAUCAUCAACGCUUCAAAGCGAAUUGCUAUCUACCGAUCAUAUUCAACACCCCCCAAAACAUAUUCCUGAUUGGCACCAAUCGACACGGUCUAUCAAUGCUCGCGUUCACGAAAAUUAUUCACAAUUGGGGGCUUUUCAUGAUGAUCAUAUGUUUUUAAAAUCACUAAUGAUACCAUCUGAACAAAACACUUCUAUUCAGUCACAUUUUGAAAACUUACUUAAAUGUUUUAACAGUGACCCUGGUCGACACAUAGAUCGUGCUAAACUCCCUGCUCAAGAUCAGCUAAAGUCAAUUAGUGCUGUGUUGCCUGAAAACAAUUCUCAACAAAACAUACGGCAACCGAACAUUCGAGAUAGUGAGUCGUUCCCUACGCUACUCCAAUGUUCUGUAAACGACAUGCACAGUAAAAAUAAAUCGUUUCGUGACCCCCAAACUUACCACCAAGGUCAAUUCAAGCAUGUAUCUGAUCAAUUAACCGAUGACACACAUUUGAAGUCUGAUCGUUGCAUUGAUUGGUUGAAAAAGGCACCUCCAAAUAACCCGUAUGUUUCGCAUAGACGGCCACAGGCAAAGGUGCCUUCAAAGAAUAGAUUUUCAGAACAAAAAUUAGCACAAAAUAUUCAGGCAGAACAUCCAAUAUCUCUUCUCUAUCAAGACCUGGAUGAUUCUCAAGCAACAGGUCAAACUGCUGUACAACACAAAAUUGAGCAACAAGCUGAAAAGCAAACAAGACUUACGCAUUUCAUCGAAAAGCUUUUGCAACGCUCUCCAGGACAGCCUUUGGAAGAUAAUAAACUCAUCCGAACUUCUUUUCAACAUGUAAUACCUGAGGAUGUAGAUCAUCUGUCAUUGCGUAAUCAAAACGCCUUUCAAAAGACAGUUGUAAAAGAUUUGUUUGAUUCAUCGACGAAUGAAGUUCGUUCAAACCCUCAACGACUGAAUAGCGAUCAGACAGCACAGUUGAAACCUCUGCUAAAGCAAGAACGUGGCGUUGAUACAGAACAUGUGUUAUCUUUGCUUAAACACAAUUAUUCCAAGACUGAACAAAGUUGUCCUGUAUCACUUGAGAAACUGGAAAAGGUUUACGGCGGACACUGCAGAAAGUCAACAAAAAGUUCCGAAGCCAAACAGGUUCGUAAAAAAAGUUUUAAAAGUCCAAAAUUGAACAAAAACGUGGCAAGCAAAGAAUAUCGUCGUGUUUCGAAAGCUCAACAACAAAGUGUUGCAUCAACGUCAAGUAAUGCGUGGAAAUAACUGUGAUGAUGUAAAUUUUAGGACGCCAAAUGUUUUCUUAUCAUAAAAUCAAAAUUAUA
Messenger RNA from Hydractinia symbiolongicarpus, 3280 nucleotides. RefSeq names its product restin homolog. Gene Ontology annotation, cellular component: centrosome; centriole. Lineage: Eukaryota; Metazoa; Cnidaria; Hydrozoa; Anthoathecata; Hydractiniidae. The transcript has 24 exons. The coding region runs from base 225 to 3221 and encodes 998 amino acids. The record is from RefSeq and is a predicted model, not a curated record. Gene Ontology annotation, biological process: mitotic cytokinetic process; centriole replication; regulation of cilium assembly.